UUCUAGUGCAACACAGUAUGAAACAUUCUACAACCUUUAAAGAAAUGUUACCAUGGCAGGCUUGGGCUAUUAUUUCGCUUUCCUGGGGCGUCUGCGCAGAGUUAAGUGACCACUGCAGAAGACCAAAAAUAACGUCAUCAGAGUCAAGGUCACCUUUUCUCGUGUACCAACAAACAGCUACGGUCAAUGUUACGGUGUAUCACUGUCAGUAUUUGGAGGAGAACGUGUGCGACAGUGAUAUCUGCUCUAACUGUCUGACGGGGAUCCCUGAGUUUACAGUGAUCGGCAGCUCGACGUACCGGUAUAGCGACAUCACGCAGAACUGCCUGGAAUGUUUUUCUAACAAAACUGCAAAGUUUAAAGAUAAAUUUAGUUUUCCGCAUAGUAACAAUACACGGCUCCCAUAUACAUACUCUUGCCACAAUAACACAAAAUUGCUUAAAGCUAUAUCCGCUGUGCUCACAAAAUAUGACGCAGAAGCACAUAUUGCACGAGACGAAAUAGUGCUAAAAUCGGGCACUGUUUGCCGAUACAGCUCGGGAUUCUGUCACGAUGAAAAAGAAGACAUUGACGUCAUGUGGCAAGUACAAAGUGGUUUUCAUUGUCACCACUUUAAAACAAUUAAUAUUUCGGACUCGUAUUAUUUCAAGCUCAACCAGAAGCGUUACGCUAUAAUUGAAUUGUAUGGCAAUUAUUCUGCUUUGGAACUGAAAUCUUCACAAAUAAAAAAAUGUAAUCUUAGUACUAGUGACCUAUGGGAAACUCAACAUCAAGGACUGAUAGUAACUAAAAAACCUAUAUCAAAUGCAAGCAACAUCCCUCUUCAAAGACGGAUUAUUUGGGAUUUUCCUUCCAAGAAAAACAAGACUUGUUCGAUUUUCUAACUGGAAAAUGCUUCGAUGAGCUUUACAACACAAACUCUGAUCAGAAAUUCGCAACAAUCUUCGAAAAAUUAUUUUUAAAUGCUUUAGAGAUGAAGUACCAACGAAAACACAAUGACAAAUUAAACACUGAGCUCCAACGUGUCCGAUUUCAUUUAUAUAUCGCUUUUUAUGUCAUUGUUUUCGUUGUAUUCUCUCUGGCAAGUGUGGUAAUUCUCUUGAUCUAUUGUUCAUUAUGUAAGAAAUGUUCUGCAGUCGAUACUCACCACAUACCAGAGCCCAGUUGUUCCAAACCUAUCGCAAGUAUUAGCAAUAAUUACGAAUAUAUAUCUACAGAGUAUGAUAUAAACUCCAUAUAUUUGAAAAAAUAAAAUGCUUCUGCCAAGUCAGAAUUUGAACGUUAAAAUAACAUUAAUUAACUUUAAAUUAUAUUUAUUUUACGUAAAAAUGUUCUGCUUAUAAACGUUAUUUUACGGUUUCUUGGCACUACACUGGACUAACGUCCCCAGUAGUGGUUUUUACACAUGAUGAAAGGAACAAAUUCGUUUAAAAUUCAGAUAAUUAUUUUGUGGACAAACGCUCGGACACGUCGAUUAGUAUUUUUAGUUGCGGAUUUUUUGACAUAAGAAAAUUGUAUACAGGAUGUCUGAAGAAAAACAUAUGCAAUCAUCACUGAUUUUUUUAAUGGAAUAUCCUCCAUAUUAGCCAUUUUUGAAUUGUACG
Molecule: messenger RNA, 1604 nt
Organism: Anoplophora glabripennis (Asian longhorned beetle)
Lineage: Eukaryota; Metazoa; Arthropoda; Insecta; Coleoptera; Cerambycidae
Exons: 2
Coding region: 18-884 (288 amino acids)
Source: RefSeq, a predicted model, not a curated record